Akanthomyces muscarius is the source of this 1242-nucleotide messenger RNA. RefSeq lists its product as uncharacterized. Gene Ontology annotation, molecular function: oxidoreductase activity; FMN binding. The record is from RefSeq and is a predicted model, not a curated record. Bases 1 to 1242 code for a protein of 413 amino acids. NCBI's taxonomy places the organism in Eukaryota, Fungi, Ascomycota, Sordariomycetes, Hypocreales, Cordycipitaceae. The transcript has 2 exons.
AUGGCCGACAGCAGCGACGAUGACGGCCCUUUGCCGUAUGCCAACCACAUCAAGUCCGUGCUGGAGCAGGGCGUCAUCAUGGGCAACCUACCCAAGGUGACGACGGACCCCAACCUCCUCGAGGAGCAGGCUCGCAAGGAGAUGGUCCUGCAGAGAGGCUUCGAGUACAUUCGCGGCUCCGCGGGAGAAGCCGCCACCAUGCACGCGAAUCGCCUUGCGUUUCGAUCCUGGAAAAUUAUUCCCCGUAUGAUGCGACCGACGGGAGACCGGGAUCUGAGUGUGAAGCUGUUCGGCAAGAAGUACAGAGCACCCAUACUCAUGGCGCCAUUGGGUGUCCAGGGCACCAUGCAUCCUGACAAGGAAAUCGGCAAUGCCAAGGCCUGCGCAGAGCUAGGAGUGCCCUUCACGCUCAGCACGUCUGCUUCUACGGGCAUCGAGGAGCUCGUUGAAGCCUGUCCCGAAGGCGACAAAUGGUUUCAACUUUACUGGCCCUUGGAUGAGGAAAUUACCGCAUCCAUCUUGACCCGCGCCAAGAAGAAUGGCUACCAGACCUUGGUUGUCACGCUUGACACAUGGGUCAUGGGCUGGAGGCCAAGUGACCUGGACACCGCCAACAUUCCGUUUCUUGUCGGUGUCGGUGACGAGGUCGGCUUUCAGGACCCCGUCUUCCGACGCAAGUUUGCGGAGAGGACCGAUGGAGAGACACCCGAGGAGAGCAGAGUGCUGGCGGGCAUGUACUGGUGCAGCGAAAUCUUCCCCGGCGUCAGCCGUUCGUGGGAAGAGAUCCGUAUCCUGCGCAAGUACUGGGAUGGCCCCAUGGUCGUCAAAGGUGUUCUGAGCGUCGAGGAUGCCAAGCUUGCCGUCCAGUACGGCCUAGACGGUAUCAUUGUCAGCAACCACGGCGGCCGCCAGAUCGACGGCACCAUCUCCAGUCUCGAUGCGCUGCCCGGUAUUGCCCAGGCUGUCGGCAGCAAGAUUACCGUCAUGAUGGACUCGGGUAUCCGCACUGGAGCUGACAUCUUCAAGGCGCUGUGUCUCGGAGCGCAGGCAGUGUUUGUCGGCCGCCCUGUGGUUUACGGACUGGGCAUUGCCGGCAAGGAUGGCGCGUAUGCCGUCAUGGCCAACCUUCUCGCCGAUCUGGACAUUACCAUGGGCCUGUCUGGUGUCAAGAGCAUAUCGGAGCUCAACCCCUCUCGACUAGCAAAGAUCCAGCACCCCGGUGAUGUUAGAUCAAAUCUGUAA